AUGGAUAUCACUGAGCUGACCAUCUCGGCCUUCCACGAUGCUCUUCGCCAACAAACUACCAGCUGCGCCGCGGUAGUGCGCGCAUAUCUCGACCGCAUCGCGCAAUACGACCCGACACUCAAAACACUCAUCAGCAUCAACCCGAAUGCAUUGGCCAUAGCCACUGAAAAAGACGAAGAAACAACCCAGUUUCUUCAAAAUGGCGUUCCAUUCCCGCCCUUACACGGAGUCCCCAUAAUCCUAAAAGACAACUACACAACCCACGACCUCCCCACCAGCGCAGGGGUUGCAGCACUCCGCACCCUACACUCAACAGACAGCGCUGUCGUGCACCAACUCCGCACCGCAGGCGCAAUAGUCCUUGCGAAAGCAAAUCUCCACGAAUUCGCACUCCAUGGCACCACCACCUCAUCACUGGGCGGCCAAUCCCGUAACCCAUACGACCUGAGCCGCACGCCUGGUGGUUCUUCGGGUGGCACUGCUGCUGCACUGGCGGCCAACCUGGGAUUGGUGGGGUGCGGUACGGAUACGAUGAAUUCAUUGCGAUCGCCAGCUUCUGCGUGUGCCAUUGUGGGGUUUCGGCCUUCGAAGGGGAAUGUUUCUAAGAAGGGAAUUGUGCCUGUUUCGGAGACGCAGGAUAUGGCUGGGCCUAUGGGGAGAACUGUUGGUGAUGUUCGGACUCUUUAUGAAGCUAUGAGGCAUAUGGAUAGCGGUACAGUAUAUGAAAGGUCUACUAUGGAACGCCCUGAGCGUAUACGGGUUGGGGUCUUGGAGACAUACUUCGGUCUUGAAGAGAAGGAUCCUAAUCUUCCCAAGAAACUCGUUUCUGAGAAUGAAAUGGUCCAGAAGAUUGUUCGCAGCGCUUUGACAUCUGUUCAAGAUAUUGAUGCCAGCAUCGAACUGGUGCCUAUCAGUUCUUCCGGUGACGACUGGAGUCUUGCAACUCUACUCAGCACAGUUGAUACACAACCGUUCGAGUUCAAAGAGUGCCUGGAGCAGUUCCUCCAGUCGCCUGAGAUCUCUUCACCACAUCGAACUCUUUAUUCAAUAAUACAUAGCGGAGAAUACGACAAGAACGCCGUGACAGACGUGUUCUACGCAUCUCUGAAGGAUCCCGCGACGUACUCUCGCACCAGCGCGGAAUACAAAACUCGAUUGGCUAAGAUCGAGAAAUUGAAACAGUCCGUUCGGUCAUGCUUCGACGAGAAUACUCUUGAUGCCUUGGUAUAUCCGCAUCAGCGACAACUUGCUAUUGAAAUUGGACCAACUACCCAGCCGCGGCGAAACGGUGUGUUGGCGGCGUUGACUGGGAAUCCUGCUGUUUGUCUUCCUGGUGAGUUUUGA
Messenger RNA from Penicillium atrosanguineum, 1344 nucleotides. RefSeq names its product amidase. The transcript has a single exon. The record is from RefSeq and is a predicted model, not a curated record. The coding region runs from base 1 to 1344 and encodes 447 amino acids. NCBI's taxonomy places the organism in Eukaryota, Fungi, Ascomycota, Eurotiomycetes, Eurotiales, Aspergillaceae.